UUUUCCUGUUUUUUUCCCCGGACCUUAAAGUCAGAGUCCAACGUGGUUCAACCAACUUCCAAGAUAUUAUAUUACUGCUAUCGUGUUAUAAUUGGAAUACAGUUUUUGUCAUGGCACACAAUCGCAAUUCUAAUGGCCCAAAGGAUUCCAAACCAGACGACGUCAGUGACAGCAUUUCUCCAUUCUCUGGUGAUGUUAAUUCAGUUAAUAAAAACGACGAUGGCUCAACUACAGAUUGUGGUGCAGACAGCGAUGUACCAACUGCCGUUAUUGACAACGAAAAAGAAAACAUUGAGAAAUUAGUAACGUUUAUCAGCAAUGUAUUAGUCAAUGAGCAGAUACCGGAUUAUAAGAUGGAAUGGCCAUUAUGUUUAUUGUUUGAAUCCAACCAGUCGGUCACACUUUCUCAAGAAGAUCUUAAAAACAUAAUCUUAAAUAAAGCUGCUGAAGUCGUGGCCACACAUGGCACAUCAGAUAUUGAAAAACAAAUGCUUAAUAUAUCAGAAUGUGAACAUCAACAACGCUUAUAUUAUAACAAAUACAAAGAAUUAUUAAACUAUGUAAAUAUCAUAAAUUCCAAAUUGGGACUCUUGAAAAGAGUGCCAGACGAUAAUUUUAAACAUGUUAGAAAUGCUGAAACAUAUGUGAAUAUGCCAACAAUUAGUAAAAAACCGUUGUAGUGUUCGCCAGCGGUACUAAGCUUGAAAACUACUGGCUGGUGUCUACUAAUUUGUGAUAAGUUUAUUUUUAUAACUUUUUUAUAUUUUAUUUUAUGUAAUGUUCUAUGCCUAAGAUUCAUUUUCUUAUAAAACAGAAAUAUAAUCCAUCAUCA
Messenger RNA from Metopolophium dirhodum (rose-grain aphid), 832 nucleotides. RefSeq lists its product as uncharacterized. NCBI's taxonomy places the organism in Eukaryota, Metazoa, Arthropoda, Insecta, Hemiptera, Aphididae. The record is from RefSeq and is a predicted model, not a curated record. The transcript is spliced from 3 exons. The coding region runs from base 111 to 680 and encodes 189 amino acids.